CUGUUGCCACAGUGACUCACGCUUUCCUUCAAUGCGGCUCGCAGUUUGCCGGUUUUGUGUUCCCUCCCUAUUUUGCUUCUUGUCCAUUCGUCUCUCAGCGGAGCUGUGACGCCGCCGUUCAAUCAUAGUUCAGCUUCCAGCAGAGGGGAAGAAGCGACCAAAGAUAACAACGGCGCGAUUCCGCCCGGGUCCGAGGGACGUGUCAUCGCUGACAAACUUGGUAGUGAUGGAGGAACUCCAAGAUGUCCAGUUGACCGAGAUUAAGCCACUUCUGACAGAUGGGAACUCUGCAAGGAACUUCCAGGAUUUUGACUGCCAGGAACAUGAUAUCGAAACUGCACACGGGGUGCUCCAUGUAACCAUGCGAGGGACCCCCAAGGGGAAUAGACCUGUCAUCUUGACUUACCAUGACAUCGGUCUCAACCACAAAUCUUGCUUCAACACAUUGUUUAACUAUGAGGACAUGCAGGAAAUCACGCACCAUUUUGCCGUCUGCCAUGUCGAUGCCCCUGGACACCAGGAAGGAGCUCCACCUUUCCCAACAGGGUACCAAUACCCAACCAUGGAUGAGCUGGCGGAGAUGUUGUCUGCGGUUCUAAUCCACUUAAACAUUCAGAAUGUGAUUGGGGUUGGAGUUGGGGCUGGAGCCUACAUCCUUACCAGAUUUGCACUGAAUCACCAAGAUCUCGUUGAGGGACUUGUCCUCAUCAACAUUGACCCAUGUGCUAAAGGCUGGAUGGAUUGGGCUGCCUCGAAGCUUUCAGGAUGGACCACCAACCUGGAUGACAUUGUGCUGGCUCAUCACUUCAGUAGCGAGGAGCUGGAAAACAACUUAGAGCUGAUCCAGACCUAUCGACUCCACAUAUCCCAGGACAUCAACCAGGAAAACCUGCACCUUUUUGUCAAUGCAUACAACAGUCGCAGAGACUUGGAGAUUGAACGACCAAUUAUUGGCGUGAAUGAAACAACGGUUAAAACUCUGCAAUGCCCUGCUUUGUUGGUUGUUGGUGACACCUCUCCUGCAGUGGAGGCUGUGGUUGAGUGCAAUUCUAGGCUAAACCCAACGAACACAACGCUACUGAAGAUGGCAGAUUGUGGAGGGCUUCCCCAGGUGGUUCAGCCUGGCAAGCUGACUGAAGCCUUCAAAUACUUUGUGCAGGGAAUGGGCUACAGACUAAUGGGAAGCUGUUCAACAUAAGGAGACUACCCUUCC
This is a messenger RNA of Pristis pectinata (smalltooth sawfish), 1213 nucleotides long. Its product is annotated as protein NDRG3-like. Bases 227 to 1198 code for a protein of 323 amino acids. Gene Ontology annotation, cellular component: cytoplasm. Lineage: Eukaryota; Metazoa; Chordata; Chondrichthyes; Rhinopristiformes; Pristidae. The transcript has 16 exons. Gene Ontology annotation, biological process: signal transduction. The record is from RefSeq and is a predicted model, not a curated record.